Chara braunii is the source of this 2373-nucleotide messenger RNA. NCBI's taxonomy places the organism in Eukaryota, Viridiplantae, Streptophyta, Charophyceae, Charales, Characeae. The record is from the annotation of a GenBank genome assembly.
AACAGUUAUCCCCCAUCACCUUCACCCUGACGCAAAUCAUGGACGCAGCAGAAAAGAUGGAGCGAAAGUUCGCUGCCAGUUUCCUCGAGGGAGAAGAUCACGCUAAAGAAGGUGACUCUACGGAAUUGACCCACGCAAGGAUGGAAUUAGCAGCCCUGCAACAUAAGUUCAAAAAUAUGGGCUUCGUGCCAGGCCCUGUCACCUACCUGGAGCAGGUGGCAGCCCUAUGGCGCCCUCCCGAUCUGGGAGCAGGACCAUCGACGCCCAAGGCGGAUGUACAGACACCUACUCCGGCGGGGAAGAUAGAGGAGUCGAACGCAGUGCUGGACCUUACACGUACAUUGGUUAGCCUCAUGCAAGAAAGCAAAAAAGAACAGCGCGAGUACAAUGCCCGCAUGGAGUCACUGAUGCGUUCCAUGCGUCCCAUUAACGUUCGUGCUGUCCCUUUUGCCACCCAAGCAUCUGCUCCCGCAGCCGCGGGAGCUGGCGCAGGCACGGCCCCUAGGAUUGACAUGUGUUACGUCUGCCAUCAACCUGGCCACAUGGCCCGGGAUUGCCCCGAGCGACAAGUAAGAAUAGGGGCUGCCCCGACAGCUGCAGCUCCCUUAGCUAUCGGGCCUGGAUGUGUAGGAACCAUGGUACUAGAAGAAACGGACGUGGCAGCACUAAGCACAGGGGUAAUCGAGGAAGCCGCAGAGCUCAUCCCACUGGCUCAAUUCCUCUCCUUGGGAUAUCCAGGGCUUGGGAUGAUAAGGGCAAUCCAGCCUGCAGAUGAUGAGCGAGAGAUUUCCGAAUGGCGACCAUCCCCUGGGGAGAUGGAAUUCGGCGGUCCUGAGUUCGUCACCGGGAAGAUCGAGGUUCUGGACAUUGUCCGAGCCUUAGAUCACCGCAUUCCGAUUCCGAUCGGCCAUCUGUUCUCUAUAUCGGAACAGACCAAUGAUCGCAUGCUCCAGCAUUGCAAGGCCAAUCGAAAACGAUUCGCACUCGCCAAGCUGGCAACGGCCAAGGGGAAGGCUCCCGUAAAGGAGACACAGCCGGAUACACCUGGACCCUCAGAGCCUGUACGCCUGAGACUGCUCCAGAAAAGCGACAAUUUUUUGCGCAUUAAAGCUAUCACGUGGAAGUCAGCGGAGUGUAACAUGGAGAUCUGGGGAGUCCCAUACAACACGAACCUUGAUUCUGGGGCAGCAGUGUUGGCAAUAUCCCUGCGAGUAAUGGAACAGGCAGGAAGAAGGAAGGAUCUGAUCCCACUCAACGAAGGAGACCGUUUGAUCUCCGUUGGUGAGGAGAAGAUCAGAGCGUGGGUUCGAUGCCUUAUGGGUAUAUGCAAUGCGCCGACGACUUUUCAGCGGGCAAUGAAUGUCACUUUCCAGAACUUCGUGAACAAGAUCAGGUUAACUCAAGGCAUGAUCAAUUUUUGCGUUAUCGUGUACAUGGACGAUGUUUUGGUGUAUUCUGAAUCAUUCCAUGGACACGCGCAGCAUAUUGAAUGGAUACUUGGCGCGCUGCGGGACGUCGGUUUCAAGAUUUCGUUGGAGAAAAGCGAAUUCUUCUUGUCUGAGAUCUCGUUCCUAGGCUAUGUGGUAACCCCAGGAGGCUUGAGACCGGAUUCGAGGAAGGUCGAGGCUGUUCGAGAAGCACCCACGCCCACGUCAUUGACGCAGGUUCGAGCCUUCUCGGGACUGGCCUCGUACUAUCGACGGUUUGUCAAGGGCUUUGCGGCUAUCGCUCGACCCCUGACGAACCUCCUCCGGAAGGACCAGCCGCUGAACUGGGACGUGGAGUAUCCCGGGACCAUUGCGGACGCUCUCUUCAACUCGGUGAGCGGAGGAGAAGAGGAGGAGGAAGAGGAAGAAGACGAGGAAGAGACCUCCAGAGAAAACAAGGAAGAGACCUCCGAAGAGGACGAGGAUUAUAGUGAGCAUAGUGAGCAUGAGGUGGGGGUGGUGAGUGAAGAAGAAGAAGAAGAAGAAGAAGAAGAGCGGGAGGAGGCUGAAGAACUUGAAGAAGCGGCCGGAGAAGAGGAAGCGGAUCAGGCGGAAGCCCAGGAAGAGGAUCCGGAGGCAGAGCGGCGCAGGGCGGCCAUCGCGGAAGAAAAGCGGUCAUUGGAGCAGUCGGUGGGAGUUGAUCUGCCUUUUCCGGACGACCCGACUAAAGAUCCCGAGCCGCCAGCCAGGGAAGAUGAGCACCCUCAUGCAGAGACUUCUGGCACGGCGACACGCAGGCGAUCCCGCUCCCCCUCCCCUUCCCCCCGUCCCUCAGUUCGAGCUCGUGGCAAUGGGGGACAUCGGGUUACGUCCCCGUUCCCUAUCCCGCCGUCCCCUUGAUUACAUCACAUUCCAACAGAUCAAUACUCCGCGCUCCUUCCCCUCU